Molecule: messenger RNA, 372 nt
Organism: Serpula lacrymans var. lacrymans S7.9
Lineage: Eukaryota; Fungi; Basidiomycota; Agaricomycetes; Boletales; Serpulaceae
Exons: 1
Coding region: 1-372 (123 amino acids)
Source: RefSeq, a predicted model, not a curated record
AUGUCGAGGUCGUCGUCCACGUCUCAGUCCGCUAGAAACCAUAUCCCACUUUCCACACGCGCCAAGGCCCACAAUUUCAACGAGUACGCAAACGUAGACCGCGAUGGAAUACCUUCAAGCUUGAGCCUCCUUUCUGCUCGGAGACCUUCCUGGACUCCUUCUCCGUUCUACGAUCUUCCAGGCCCUCAUGGUCCAGAUAGCUUGCAGCCUGGACUUGCUUCGUAUCGCGAUGUCCCAUCCUUUGGGGUACAACCACCUGUGCAUCCGUCGCCAUCCCCAGACGACAGUGGAAACUUUUAUCAGAGACUUCAAAUUGACAUGAAAGACUUGGUGGGAGACGCAGUUGGCAACGUGAGUUGCUUAUAUUUCUGA